Molecule: messenger RNA, 1861 nt
Organism: Cuscuta campestris
Lineage: Eukaryota; Viridiplantae; Streptophyta; Magnoliopsida; Solanales; Convolvulaceae
Source: the annotation of a GenBank genome assembly
GCCAGAUAGUUGACCGGUCAAAGAGGUCAAACUUGAGAGAAAGAUCCAUAUCGGCGGCAAAGAGACAACGGGUCGACCGCAAAGUUGACCAGUAUACUUCGGAUAGUAUACCGGUCAAAUUACUCAAGUUUGUGGAACCAAUUUCCGAAGUCCAUUAAUCAACCCACGAUGACCAGCCGGGGUAGUGUUUUAAGGUCAACGAGUGUCGGCAGGAAGGAUCCAAAAUGACUUGGACUGUAGUGGUUGGCAUUGCUGAGAUGCUGGAGGAAUGUUUCCAAGCCAGAACGUGACAAGGAGGGUAAUCCCCCUCGCAAGAUGACAAGGUGGCUCAGGGACAGUCAUAGCACCACAUCAGCAGCAUGCCCCCACGUGGGUGCACGUGAUCCUGUUCCCCCCAGCUUAGUAUAUAUACCUCAUGUAACCCUCGAGGAAGGGGAUCUGAAUUCAUUCUCUCUAAACUCCCUUGUAAAAGCACCCGUGCAUUCUCCGUUAUAAUACAAACUGGGCUACAGGUGUUCCACCUAAAGUCCUACCGGUCAAUCUGCGAGUUUUUACCUCUCUUACUUUGCCAAAUCAAGCAAACUAUUCUAGACCCGGUCUAGUAUAGUUUGACCGGUCAAAUAAUUUACACCAUCAUUUUGGCGCCGACCGUGGGACUUGAGCAAAAGGCCGUGAUUUUUUAGUGCUUUCAUCUUGUUCGUUGAAAAAUAUUUGAGGAAAGUAGAUGGUGGCUAAAAAAAGAGGGAGGGAGAGAAAAGGAACAAAAAAAAGAAAAGAAAAGAGAGAGAUUGAAAGAGCCGGCUGGGAAGUAAGGACGGAGUGUUUCACUCCCAAUUGCCGCCGUUCCUCAAAUUGGUGGCCACAAGCUGGAAAUCCACCAUCUCUGCCGCUAAGAGCUACGCUUGUUGCAGCUGGUCUUGAGGUCUGUCACCACACUCAAGCCGUCUGCGAAGAAAGGAGUGGCCAGGCCGUCGUCCACAUCUAGCGCUAGGAGAUGAAAUCGUCAUCGACGUUGAUUGACUGUAGAUCUUCGCCGUCAAAGAAGUUAACCAUUGCCCCCUGGCAAAUGAAUUUGCCACCGGGAGUGGAUUUGAUGUCGCAGUCAUUAACGUUGCUGAUGCCGCCGCUGCUGCUCAAAACAGCCGCUGCCACCGCUCAGACCUGCGGCCGCCGAAUUCAAUUGACAGGAUUGCCGCCGCCGUCGAACUCAAUCAUCGUUGGUCGUUGGAGCCAUUCACCGCCGUCCAUGCCUAGCGUCGGAGGGCUGCAUGAUGCUGACUAGUUGUUGUAUCCGUAGCCGCUGGAGUCUAUUGAUAACAAUCUUUGGGUUCGCCAUUACUAACAACGGAGUUGGAUUCGUCAUCAGCUUUGGUUGAAGCUAAAGCCAGAGUUAACCGCCCAUCUAUUUUUUGCCGGAGGACUAUGCCCAAGUUCAUCACCACCACACCCUCUAAAGCCGGCAAUUACCUCUGUCCCAGUGGUCUUUUUCAUAAGCUCAUGCGGGUUCAUCUUCACCCCCCUUCGGGGUCUACGGGCGUCGUAACCCUGAAACGUGACUUCUGUCACUGACGCCACUAUUGAGAUCUAUCACCAUCCCUGCCACUGCCGAACUGCACCACCGUUACCUGGAGGCUCUAUUUUAGUUCCACCGUUGCCAUUCCAGGUGAAUUCUCUUGCGACCUAAGCUGAGUAUAAUUAUAUUUGCCGCGACAAACAAAGUAAGAGUGAUGGCCGAAAUGAUGAGUGUUGCCUCCGGUGGGCGUCGCCUCGCCAGCUCCUCCACGAGUGAGCUUCCUUAUUCGGCCAGGACGGAUCCAAACAAAUACAAAUAGUCCUUAUGAAAUAAUGGGAUGAUAUUCUG